CGCCCCGCCUGCCCUGCUCCCUCCCCGCCCACCGGCCUGAUUCCUCCUCGUCAUCGCUGAUGCUUCCCGGUCGCGUUUCACUAGUCAAACGCCGAACGACUGCGCUUCUCCACCCGCCUCCGACACCACAACCAGCCGGUGUUAUUUCAGAAGGACUCCCCUCUGCCUUUUUUCAACAUGCGGACCGCCGAACGUUAAACACAGACAGUGAAAGCCGGGGUGGGAAAUGCAGGACGACAGCGGCAAACCAGCACCCGGGAGUCCCGAUGUAGUCAUUGCGAACACGGCGCAGAAUUCAGUACAUUUGAAAAGGCAUAGCAUCACUCAAAAUGGCCACAGCGCCACAGCUGCACCUGCUCCACAGUUUGAAUCCCAACCUCCAAGUCCUGUACUCAGUACGACCCCGACCAUCCCGAGGGAGCAGUGGGGAGGGAAGUACGAGUUCCUGCUCUCCUGUAUUGGAUACUGCGUGGGACUUGGAAACGUGUGGCGGUUUCCCUACCUUUGUUACCGCAAUGGAGGAGGUGUGUUUCUCAUCCCCUACUUCAUUAUGCUCUUUGUCACUGGUGUUCCACUCUUCCUCAUGGAGCUGAGUUUAGGCCAGUACGGAGCAGCCGGCCCCAUCACUGUGUGGAAAUGCUGCCCUCUGCUCAAAGGUAUUGGCAUUGGGAUGCUCUGUGUGUCCACGCUGGUGUGUCUCUACUAUAACAUCAUCAUAGCGUGGACAUUUUACUACCUGGGCAGCUCUUUCCAGAGCCCUCUGCCCUGGUCCUGUGACGCUUUGGCCAAUGCAGGUCUCUGUGGUAACAACACCACUGGCAACAGCUCCACUGGUAAAACCCUCAGCCCCACCGAAAUCUUCUGGAAUGAGCACGUGCUGGGUGUAGUACACAGCGAGGGCCUUCAUGACCCAGGCCCGGUCCGGUGGCAACUGGCCCUGUGCCUCCUGGCAGCCUGGAUCAUCAUCUUCCUGUGUAUGCUCAAGGGCAUCCGCAGCUCUGGCAAGGUGUGGAAUGAUGCAGCCUCACAGGUCUUCUACUCCUUAGGUAUUGGAGUCGGAGGGCUGCUUUCUAUGGCCUCUUACAAUAAGUUUGAAAACAACGUCAUCAGGGACACUUUGAUUAUCACCACAGGAAACUGCAGCACUAGCUUCCUUGCAGGAUUUGCUAUAUUCUCAAUCCUGGGUCACAUGGCGUGGAGGAAGGGGGUACCUGUUGCAGAGGUGGCAGAUACAGGUCCUGGUUUGGCUUUUGUUGCUUACCCAGAGGCCCUUGCUCUCCUGCCAGGCUCUGUGUUCUGGUCCAUCCUGUUCUUCCUCAUGCUCUUUAUGCUUGGUAUUGAUACACUGUUCGGCAACAUGGAGGGCAUCACAACCGCCGUGAUGGAUGAAUUUCCGCAGCUCAGAGGGAAUGCACUGCACAAGUCCCUGUUCUUGGGCGCGCUGUGUUUCUGCUUCUACCUUUUGGGUCUCCUGUUAGUGACCAAUGGUGGGAUUUACUGGUUCACCCUCAUUGACUCCUUCAGCACUAGUUUCGGCCUCAUCAUCAUCACCCUCUUCAUGUGCAUUGGCAUCUCCUUCUUCUAUGGAGUCAACCAGUUUUGUCAAGACAUUCUUGAUAUGAUCUACCCCUGCCCUCCCUGGUGCAGCAUAGUAUUGCUUUACUUCAAAGCAUGCUGGGUUUUCUUCACUCCGUUUCUUCUGCUGUUCAUCCUGACGUACAUCUUCAUUGAGAUGUACAACACGUCCCUCCACUACGGGCCCUACGUGUACCCUCGGUGGGGUAAAGCACUGGGUGUGUGCAUGGGUGCGACCUGCUGCCUGCAGAUUCUCAUCUGGGCUAUUGUGGCCAUCUGCAAGGAAACUGGAACACUGAAAGAACGUUUCCAGAAAUCAAUUCGACCUUUGAAUUCCUGGAGAGUAAACAACCUGAACAGCACCAGGACAGCACAGGAGAGUGUGGAGCCUGAGAGGGUGGAUGCUCCGUUCACUGUCACACUUACAGACAUGGACUUCACUGCGAUGACAUGGGAGGAGGGAAGCCAGGCGUAACAGUGUGGAGAGCUGUGAUGAACGCAUAGCAAUGAGCAAACUACGUUGUCAAGAGAGAAAGGAAUUUAUCGUUAAGAUACUGGCCCCAGCCAGGCUCUGGUGGCUGAACACACAGCGUCCUGCAGGGCAGAGUGGAUUAAUUGCUUUAUUUAUACUAUCAUGUAUGAUUCCAAAGUAUUUUUUUAACUUCUUUUUUUUUAACUUUGUGUAACAUAUGAAGUCACAGCUGUAAAGUUUGGAUCAUCCUCAUUUUUCAUUGUAGUUUUUUUAUGUGGAUAUGUUUGAAUGUGUAUUUAUUGUCAUAGUCGUGUAGUAUAAUGAAUGCACAAUGAAAUUUCCCUGACUUCGGUCAGCAGCGGCUUUCGGACCAGAUUUUGUUAAACCUGUUCAAGGAGGAGGGACAAAGUGCAGAGACUCUUGGCUGCUACUCACCACAGGAGAAGCGACCACAUCAGUCAUCAGCCGGCCAGACUAAAUGGUUUUGACACAGCCUCAGUCUGGAACAAUUUUAAUUUGUUUUACUUUUUAAAUUAAUGAUUUUAAAAAGUUAUUAUUCAUAGAAUAAAUAAAGGUACCU
Molecule: messenger RNA, 2627 nt
Organism: Paralichthys olivaceus (Japanese flounder)
Lineage: Eukaryota; Metazoa; Chordata; Actinopteri; Pleuronectiformes; Paralichthyidae
Source: RefSeq, a predicted model, not a curated record